AUGCCAGAUCCCCGCCGUAGGAUCAACAGAGCUAGGCAAGGAAACCCUGCCUCUAGCCAGACAACCAACAAUCAGCCUCAGCAGAAUCAGCGUGAAGAGAUUAGUCGCUUUAGCCCGUACUCCUCGGGCCCAGAAUCCAACAAUCAACCUGGACAUUGUCGGCAUGAAGAGAUUAGUCGCUUUAGCCCGUACUCGUCGAGCCCAGAUUCUGACAAUCAGUCUGGGCAUAAUCAGCCUCAACUGAUGAGUGCCUUUAGCAUGGACUCCUCGAUCCAGGCAGCAAGCACUACUAAAGACUCUACAUAUGAACAAAGAGUUGAUAACGUUGCUACCACUCACGAUCCUGCUGAAAGCAAUACAACGGGCGAUACUACGGUUCCCGAACACGUCAAAAGGGACAGAGAGCUAACAUUACAAGCCUUGACGGGUAGGGCACUACCUACGGCAGCAUCAGAAAGGACAGGAGAGAAUUUCAGCGCAGGGGUAGCCCAGAAUCCCCAAGCAGCCCAAAUCGUGAGCAAAAGUGGUCAUGACGCUCUUGCACGACGCCAUAGGGGAAAUUAG
Blastomyces gilchristii SLH14081 is the source of this 564-nucleotide messenger RNA. RefSeq lists its product as uncharacterized. The transcript has a single exon. Bases 1 to 564 code for a protein of 187 amino acids. The record is from RefSeq and is a predicted model, not a curated record. Lineage: Eukaryota; Fungi; Ascomycota; Eurotiomycetes; Onygenales; Ajellomycetaceae.